This is a messenger RNA of Cylicocyclus nassatus, 1758 nucleotides long. NCBI's taxonomy places the organism in Eukaryota, Metazoa, Nematoda, Chromadorea, Rhabditida, Strongylidae. The record is from the annotation of a GenBank genome assembly.
AUGCGGGACUUGGUCCCAUUCCUAUCGCUGGCAUUUUUGGCAGUUAGUGAUGCGCAUGUGGCGCUCACAUUUCCUGAGGCACGAUAUCCGCCAUUGGAUUUCCUUGACACAUCACGAACCCACGGACCUUGUGGAGUGCCACUUCCGCAACGACCGCACUAUACAAACUUAAUCGCCGGCAGUACUUAUAACAUCACUUGGAGAAUGCAGUAUCCGCAUCAGGGAGGUUAUCGAAUAGCCCUCAUAGACAAAGAAGGCCAGAUUGUAGAAGAAUUAUCGCCUUUAAAUGGAAUGGAAUUUGCCGGAACCGACGAACCGAUAACUCAAUCUCAGAAUGUCCAAUUUACUCGGCCAUGUUCACAAUGUACAGUGAUCUUUGAACGACAAGCAUUGGAAUGGGGACAGAAUUAUCGGUUUCGAAGCUGCGCCGACGUAAAUGUUUUGGAAACUAUGCCUGAAAUUGACAGAUGCAGCGGUCAUGGCACGCUGGCCGAAAAUCGUUGUGUAUGCGAACAUGGAUACAAAGGCGAUAUUUGUCAGUAUAUAACUAACUGUCACCAUGACGAUGAUUGCCUCAACGGUGGUAAAUGUCUAGCUGAACCGAACUCAAUUGCCAGUGCCAGUUGCUAUUGUAGUUAUGGAUUCUUCGGCAAAAAUUGCGAACAAACCUACGAUCGUGUGGAAGAUACUUGCUUUUCCUAUGCAAGUAUACAAGAGAAAAAGUAUGAAAUGUAUGGAAUGUUUGAUUCUUCGUGUUACAAUAAGGAAAAAAUCAAUGAAAAUGAUGUCAUCUACUACAGAAAAGUGAAGAACGACGUGGAGAUCAUCCUCGACUUUGCCUCCACAUCUUGGGUAUCCAUAGGUUGGCGACCCGAAGGCUUGGACAAAUCCUGCCGUCUAUUCCCAGAUCUUGAGGGUGUCCGAUCAAAACGUUCCUCUACCGUAGAGUUGCCACCACUACUGCCGCCACCGUCUCAACCUAUCAGGAGAGAUCCCCCACCACCAAGUUCCCAAUCAGAACCAGUCUUUGAUCGUGAUCAUCCACCCACAAAAAUCGCCCAGGAGGGUCCACGACCUGUAAUGCCAAGGAAUAACGGACUACUGGAGACAGCGUUGAAAGCUCCCCUGCAUGCUAUGGAUUGCGUGGAUGUCUUGAUCGGCGCAGUUAGAGACGGACGAACUCGAGUUCAGGAUUCUUACUCAAGGGAUCGGUCGACACCAUUGGAAGACCACUGGUACGAUGGUGAAAUGUCGUUGUUAGCCUCGGCAGGUCGGGAAAUUGAUGGUAGGACGAUAGUGAUGUUCCGGAGAGCUGUGCAAGAGAUCGAGCCCACUGAUCAUCCACUGGGACCAGGUCGAAUGUUUGUAGUUUGGGCUAAAGGUCAAGAACAAGGCGCUUAUACUCAUGUAGCCCAGUCCGCUUUGGAUGAUGGCAAUCACUCAAACAUUCAGUUCUAUCCUGAUGAUAUUCUUAAGUAUCAUGGAGCUAAAAAUCGGGGUGUACAUCCUAUUGACUUUACAACACCUGUGAAGAUGCUCCGACCUGGAGAUGCUGCAUUUGGCGUUAACAUCGCUACAUCUCCAGCUCAACAGCCCGUUCAUCAGGAUAUUGCCGAAGCUUCUGAUGCCAGCACUACAACUUCGCUACCUGACACCUUAUUGACAUCAGAUCAACUUCCAUACGAAGAAUCAUCCUCUAAUAUUCGGGAUUUAACGAUACUCUCUUUUCUUAUUACUGCUUUGAUUGUCUUGUAUUAA